CGGCCCUGGACGGCCCCAGUUAGCCCAAAGAUUGCCUCAGAGGGCCGCAAGUCGGCCCAAGACAGCCGCAAGAGCGCCCCGUAACUUUUAUUUUGCUCAAGUGCUUGCCGUCCUCUCCGCCACCUGCUACAUUACGACGACCCACUGUACACUCGGCGCAGCCUGGCCAUGGCGCGCGUGCUGGCGGUGGUGCUGAUGGCCCUCGCCUUCGUGCAGGGUGGCGCCCUUGACUCGGAGGAGGAUCGCCCCAAGGGCGCCCGCAGGCGGGCCCGUGAGCGCGCGCUCGCGGCGCAGACCGAGGAGGACGUGGCCAAGACCGGCUGCGCCCAGCUGGGUGGCGACAAGUGGUUCUCGGAUGCGCACGGCGAGCUGUUCCAGGUGAAGCAGGACCACUGCUCGAUCACCUUCGCGCUGAAGACCAAGAGCGGUGCAACUGUCGAGAAGCGCGGCGUGGUCAGGGGCGCCAAGGUGCUGAUGGAGCCGCCCUUCCCCGAGGGCACGGUGGUGGGCGCGAGCGUCAAGUUCGAGAACGGCGCCAAGUGGGAGCGCAAGUGGUGAGCGCCUCGCCGGACUGCCGGGCGGGCCUCCCGUCGAGGCCCAGAGCGGCGCGUCGACAGGCCUGGAGCCUCUCAGAUACCCGCGGGCGACUCGUCGAACCAACAAGAAAGACGGCCCCUGAGAGCGCCCAAGCUACCGCCAC
Molecule: messenger RNA, 700 nt
Organism: Prorocentrum cordatum
Lineage: Eukaryota; Dinophyceae; Prorocentrales; Prorocentraceae
Source: the annotation of a GenBank genome assembly